Molecule: messenger RNA, 303 nt
Organism: Helobdella robusta
Lineage: Eukaryota; Metazoa; Annelida; Clitellata; Rhynchobdellida; Glossiphoniidae
Exons: 2
Coding region: 1-303 (100 amino acids)
Source: RefSeq, a predicted model, not a curated record
AUGGCUGCCUUUGAUGUUUACAUUCAUUUCCUUAUUCCAUUCUCAGAACACAACAUCAAUAACUACAACAACAUCAAUAACUACAACAACAUCAAUAACUACAACAACAUCAAUAACUACAACAACAUCAAUAACUACAACAACAUCAAUAACUACAACAACAUCAAUAACUACAACAACAUCAAUAACUACAACAACAUCAAUAACUACAACAACAUCAAUAACUACAACAACAUCAAUAACUACAACAACAUCAAUAACUACAACAACAUCAAUAACUACAACAACACAACAUUUGAUUAG